Messenger RNA from Pocillopora meandrina, 5909 nucleotides. Lineage: Eukaryota; Metazoa; Cnidaria; Anthozoa; Scleractinia; Pocilloporidae. The record is from the annotation of a GenBank genome assembly.
AUGCCUUCCUCUUACCCACUGUCAUUCCUGCGUCCUCUGUACGAUAUUGCUGUGUGGCAAUUUAUUUUGAUGAGUGGCUAAAAGGCAAUUUCAGGAAGGGAAUCACCCCGUAACACGCACAUAAAGUUCACUUGAAAAAUGCACGUGGUCGUGGCUAAUUUUUUAUACGGAGCUUAAGCAACCACGACGACUACCGGGACGACGACGACCGGAAGUAGGAUGAACGUUAGUGCGCAAGCGCGGCCCAAACAUUUCGUCGUCGUGCCAGCGUCGACGACGUCAGAAAGAGUUGUUUCACGUCGUCGUGAACGUGGGAAGAAACUUGAGUUGAAUUGAGCACUAAAAGGUACGAACUUACUACCAUUUGCCAAAUUUGAUAACUGGUUGGAGUUUUUAUUGUCUUGUGCCGUUGUUUUAAGCUCUUAUGUCCGGGUCAAUUAUCACAAACGGCUUAUUUUAAGUUUUCCUUUUUUGCACAGAUGGCGGCAAGUGUGAAAACUGGAGAGAAAGCAAACACGUAAGCAAUUUAUUGACGGAAUUUAGUGAAAGAAUGCUGAUUGUGAUUAUUUUUGAAUGAAAAGUUUUAGAUAGCAUUACUAUAUACCUGUGAAUUCGGGUGCAAGAAAAUAUAAAGUAGGUAACUUGUAGAUUCGAUCUUUUACUUAAUUAAAAGCGUCGAGGGUUUUCAUCAGAUUGCGUGUUUACAUUACUCAAGCCUUUUUCCCUCUCUGGUUUUGUAACUUUAUUUUCGAAAUAUUUCACUAACUAUCCGGCUAAAAAAAGAUUCCCUUGAAGAGAAAAUAAUCUUAAAGGUUCGGCAUUCUAGGCUGACCACCGAUUGUUUGUAAAUGUAUUGCUGUCGUUUUGCUUGCGUGAAGUAGAAAGCAACCUUAUUCAAACCUGAAUCCUGCAUUUAUCUGGUGCAACAUCAGGUUUGUUUAUGAGUUACACCCCGUAAUGUUAAAUGGGAAAUAAUCUCCGCAAAAUCUAGUGUUCUUAAUAUUUAUGGCGGGUAAAAGAAAUGUGAAAUAAUCUCCUCAAAGUCUAGUAUUCUAAAUAUUUACAGCGGAAAUUAAAAAUUCACGUAUCGCCGUGAAAGAACUCGCAGAACAAAUUGCAAAUGUAGGAGGUCGGAAAUAAAAUAAUUUGCAUUGCUUUCGAUCUUUUUAUUGCGGUAAAUUUUCCCUUAAAAUUUAGCUCUUUUAACAGCAAAGUAAUAUGAAAAGAUUUUAUACUAUCAAAUAGUGGAUUAAUUAAAUUUUUAUUUAGCACAAUCACUCACAAAUCCCUUUCUUAUCUACUUUGGCAGAAAUCCAAAUUUCGUGUGGAGUAAUGACCACGAUACCGUUAUGUGUCGAGAGGUUCUUCAGAUCGAGCCCUACCAAUUUAAAAUCAGAAGUCCAGAAAGGGGGCAGGCCUGGGAAUCUUUGGCAGAAAAGUUAAACGAAAAUUCAUGUCCAAAGUUCCGGGUGAAUGCAAGGUCCGUACGAGACCGCUACAACCUCCUUACCAAGAAAAUGGCUGCAAAACUAAAGAGUGAAGAGAAAGCUAGCGGCAUUCAAGUUGAAACUUCAGAGCUUGAUGACCUCUUAGAAGAAAUCCUUGAGAAGGAAAAAGCUGCUAAAGAAAAGUUGGAGAGUGACAACCAGAAUGACAAGGCAGCAGCCGAAGACAUGCGAAAGAAGGCUCUAGAACGUAUGGGGCAAACUGCGAAAAGAAAAAAGGAAAGUGAUGACUCAGUACCAAAGAAUCUGAAGAAGAAAAGUCGAAGGAGCACAUCAGAUGCUGUGGAAUAUUUAAAAGAAAGGGCGGAUAAAGAGAUUGGUUUGAAAGAACAAGAACUGGAAUUAAGGAAGAAAGAGCAGGAGAACAUAAAAGAAAGGGAGAGGGAAAAGAACCAGAAUCAAGAAAACCUGAUCUCCGCCAUGGUCAAACAACAGCAGCAGCAACAGCAAAUGAUGAUGAUGAUGAUUAAUCAACAGCAGCAACAGUCACAGGCAUUUUUAGCUUUUAUGCAAAAAUAUGUUCCAAAGUAACUUUUUCACAAGUUUGUUUGAUGAACAUUAUUGUUGAGUUAAAGUUGUGCAUCCCUCCCUUGAUAUUUUCAAAUCUUUUGUUAAUAACAUUUGUUCUAAAGAUGAUAUAUUUAUUUCAUCACAAACAUUUUCAAACUUAUUGCGAUUAUAAACUUUACAAUAUUUAUAAAGUGCUGAAGACUAUUGUUAUGAGCUCUCCUUUUGAUUUGAGAGCAAAUAAACAGUAAACAAAUGAAAAUCUCAUGAGAAAUACUCUUCCAGUGUUGGUGGGUCAAGAUCAAAAAAGGUGGCCGUUUCAUUGCCAUAAAGACAGGUAAGGGCAUUCUGGAGAAGAGCAGAAACGAUAUGCAUUUUGCCAAUGCUACUCAGCCCAAUUUUUAAAUUUUUCUUGAAGUCCAAGAACUUAAAGUAGUUUAUUAUGUCCCCAAAUAGCCAUUCAACAGAAGAUCUUACAGCACUCAUUGCAGUAUUGUAAGCCUUCAUUUGAUCGGUUAAAACUCCAAAUCGGAACGGACCCUGAAGAUGGACUCUAAGUGGGUACGCGGGAUCUCCAUACAGGCACGUUGGUUGGCCACCAUGGUCAAAGGCGUACUGCUGUAGGUCUCGCAACAGUCCCGAAUCUGCAAGCAUUGAUGCAUCAUGCUUUCUGCCUUCUGAAACAAGCGAAGGAUACAAAAAAGUUACAAAAAGUAAUUCAUUACUAUUUUAAAAGACAUUUUUUUUAAUUUGAAAUCGCAAUAACGAAAAUAUAGCUACAUAGUUCACCUACGGGACCAUACGUGUUUCCAAUUAAGCCAUUUGGUAACACAAAAGACUGAAACUUAGCAUGGACCCUCUUAUGUCCAUUGUAUAGUAUACGCUGAUUGUCUCCUGGUCGAGCGAUUGGCCUUACAGUGCCAUCGAUGAAGCCAAAGCAGUUGUGUAAAGGUGAGCCUCUUGCCGUAAUGGCUGCUGCGUACGUCUCAAGGUGGUCGGGAUCCAAGAUCUCAGGAUUCCAAUGGGUCAAUCGUCGGCCAUGGACAUCAAAUAUGUAGUCGAUCAAAUUAUUUGUAACCAUGCAGAUGACAGGGACUGGCUUGGCAAAUCUAUGAAUCAUGUCCCCGUAUCUGCAAGGGUAGCUUAACCGUCUCAAAAGCAUAAAUAAGCCCUCCACACCGCCACAAGUCGACCUCUGGUCACAUCGUAAGGUCUGAGGAAUUUGCAGAACAUCGGCAAGUCGGUACACAUCUCUUUUCUUGAAACGAAAUUCAGCGAGGCACUCUGACUCGACCAUCUCAUCUAAGUCGAAUUCCGCUUAAGAUUCGUAAGGAAAAUCCGGAUUUCUGGGCUCGAAUAUGUCAUAUAGAAUCAAAAGUUCCAUAUCAUCAAUAAAAUUAAAUCCAUGACUGAGAAGACAUAGAUUCUGAACGUCUCUAAACGAUGUCAUUUCUUGACAAAUGCGAGGCUGCACGAAUAUAUCGAACGUUGUCGUCCUUGAGCAACUUCGCUGCUUAAGUUUCAUUUUCCCACCUAAAACGAAGUCCUCGGUCCAGUCUCUACGCGCAUACCUGCCGUCGUCGUCCCCUAGGUCGUCGUGGUUGCUUAAGCUCCCUUAUGUAAACUGUUAGAGGUACGUGCCUUCGAUCAUUUGCAAUCACAGCUGCUUGGUGAAGAAGUAAAAUCGGCGACUGGAAAUUGGGAAGUUGGACAAAUAGCAACAACCAAACUGGUCGAAUGGUGUCAGGAUCAGUGGCGGAGAAAGGAUCCCCGUCUUCCUGGGAGCAAUGCAGCUUACUCCGAAAACGAGCCGUUAACCAUACCAUGGUUCGAUAACAUCCCCGUGUGUCAUCGGUGCGGGGCGCCAUGCCCAAGCUGCAGAAAUGAACUCGCUUCUGAAUUACCCUCUGAGAUGUCCACAGCCCGGGCUAUUUUGAACUUUGAUGACAUCCACGAGAACAACCAAAACGCGCGUGAUAAUGAGAAUGCUGACAAGAACGAUGACGAACGUGGUAAUGAGCAAGGUGGUAACGCACCCAUGGAACCGAAUACUGCCCUGCAAGUGCUCAGAUGCGAAUGCAGUUGAGAUCAAGGAAAAGGAAGCAUAAUGCCUCCAACUAAGUUGGUUCAAACAGUUCAUGUUAUAUUUCGAUGAAAACACGUUCAAACGCUUUUUUUACGUUAAAAUGCUAUGCGAAUCAAAAAGGUGAUUUUUCUGUUCGACAUUAAAAUGUGCGCAGUGGGUUCUUGUUCCUGAGAUGCGUCGCACGUAUAAAAAAAGAAAGGGAUUGCUUGCAGCCCAGCAUUGCAUAUUCUUAUUAUUUCAUUCAGUUUAUUGCUAUUUGCUCAAGUGGUCCUUACAUUGUUAAAGUUAAGCAAAAGAUCAUUGGGAUCUUCAUUUGAGGCUUUGCAGAAAAUACAGCGUCCGUUUUAAGACCUUGUAUCCAAGCUAGUGAAACGUUGUUUAAAUCGACAAAGUUUUACAAGUUUAGGUACUUCAAUAAUCAUAAGUGGUGUUUAGCUACGCAUUAACUACCAGAGGAUAAUCGUUCAGUCUAGAAAUGUGUCAAAAGUUAUAUAACCCAGAAGCACUUAAGAUAAUAGGUGUUGAAAUAAUUAUUUCACCAAAAAAGUUAUAUGACGUCUGAAGUUCCGUCACGGCUGCUUUCUAUCACUCGUAACGCUUUAACGGUUUGAUAUUGUCAAGAAAGUUUGAAAUCGGCCAGCCAAGAACUAAGAUUUCAACCUAUUUCGUACUAUUAACAUUUUUUUUUAUAAGUGACUAAUUCUUGUUCAUCCUUGAGUGUUUUAUGAAGAAAUCACUCGAGCGAUGCAUUUAAAGCUAACAAAAAAUCGCUCCGGUUCCGGAAGUCAAACUUCCAUUCAGGUAACUUAUCAGGAUAUAGAUUAAUGUUGUCUUUUGUUUCGUGACCAAUCAGAAGAAAGUCCAGAUCCUGGACUUUUUACCAUGUUAAAAGACGAGUGAAGAAGCUUUUCUUUCUUUCUCACCCCUCCCGCCGCGAGGAGAGAACGGGGCAUCGUAGGUUACUACUGACCAACAUGGGCUAGCCUUUUAAUCGUGUUCAACGAUGUCGAAUUUUCGGAAGUUUUGUCUUCCUCGACUUCUUACAAGGAAGCCUGAUCCCUCGUAAUGACGGGAUAGCGCAGUUUGACUGCAACAAACCGCUACCUAAAGAUCGUAUUGGCCACGGGUCAUUUGGCGAUGUUUACACUACCGACUACCAGGCGCCAGGAACGACAACUUCAGAGACGGUUGUCAUUAAAAAAAUGUUAAAUGUCCUGGAUCCGGAGGAAAACAAACUUUUCUCGAAAGAAGUGGCUCUAUUAAAUGGCCUUGAUCAUCGCAUUGUUGUCAAAGUCAUGAAAGUUUCCCAACCACCUCAAGAUGAAAAAUACGAAAUCGAUCGUGCUACAGUUUGGUACGAUUUAGAGAAAGUUUACCGGGGUUUCACCAACUUUGACCGAAACAAAAGGGAAUUUAGGUUGUCCCUGCAAGAAGCAGGCCAGACUUUAAGAAGGCGACAUGAAAGGUCAACGGAUGUGCAGGUCGUUAACCUCAAGGUAAGCCAAGCAACUGCCCUUGAAGAGUUUGAUGCAAGGGUAGCUGCUGGGAUGGAGGAAAGUUUCAAGCUCAAAGAAUCAGUGACAUCACCAUCGAAUGACGGGACAAACGCGUGUGCUUUUCUCUCGGUUGGAGUUGUAGAAAGCAUCUUACACGACACCGAAACAGAGGCUUUUUUCGAAAAUUUACUGAAAGCUGCGGAGGUUACCAUUCUGUAUUUACCGGAGGAAAUCAACGAGCACCGCGACAUGGGAAAGACUUACGACAUACUAGAGGCAUAUGAAAUUCUUCGUCGACAACAGAUUAUUAAAUAA